Spodoptera litura is the source of this 3676-nucleotide messenger RNA. RefSeq lists its product as uncharacterized. The record is from RefSeq and is a predicted model, not a curated record. Lineage: Eukaryota; Metazoa; Arthropoda; Insecta; Lepidoptera; Noctuidae.
CAUUGGAUGGUUGACUGGUCUCGCUCGUUGUGUUUGUGAUCAUUUGGUUAUAAUUAGUUGGAAAGUGAACAACGAUUUACGUGAUAAUGAAAUAUUAAAAAUUUUGUAAUGAAGAGUUGAUUCAUUGAAAACAGUUUAUUAGAAGAACCUAACAGCAAGUUAUUUAUUUAUCGUCCACCUGUCAUCGAGUGUUCUACGCGGAGAGUGGUGUUUUUCUCAGGCGGAGUGUGGUGUUUUUCUCAGGCGGAGUGUGGUGUUUUUAUCAGGUACAAUAAUGAUUUCAGAUGAGUCAAGCAGUGAUUCCGAAACAGGUAGAUUCAAAGGUCGAGCAAAGACCCAAGAUGAUAAAUCUACUAAUCAAAAGGCUGAUGAUUUUAGAGACUUGGGAAGAAGUAGACAAUCUGGAGCUGAUAGAUUUAAUAGAAAUUUUGACAGAAAAAGAGAAGAGCGAUCCCGCUCUGAUAGAUAUUCUAGAGAUAGAGAACGCGAACGUGAUAGACACAGGUAUUCUAGAUAUUCUCCUGUAAACAGAAGGAGACAUUCAAGAGAUAGAAGCCCAAACAGAAAAUCUCAUGAGAGUAGGAUCAGAGAAUCUAGUGAUAAGCCAAGGGUUAAAGAACAUAGAAGUAGUAGUAGAGAUAGACAUAAACAUUCUGGGUCCACCUCUCGAUCUUAUAUAGCUCAUGAUUUUAGAAAAGAAAAGGAAGUUAAAGAAGAUGUACGUCGUAAACCAGAUCACGAUAGAAGUCGUGAAACGUCCCUAAAGAAAUCAAAAGAAAAAUCAUUAUCUCCUGAUCAUAGAUCCAAGAGAUCUGAGAUAUAUAUUCCCCCACCUGCUGCUGCGCUAAAAAGAAAAAGUGAAAGCCCAAUAGUUAUUGAAGAGCAUGAUAGUGAUGCAUCUGCCGAAGUGCAGCCUGGCUCUUAUUAUAACAUGAUCCCAGCUGUUGUUAAGGAGAAGACCGAGGAAUCAAGUGAAAUUGAUUCUUCUGAUGAUGAGAGGCUAAGGGCAAAACUUUUAAAUUUAGAGAAAGAACUACAAAAAACAAAAAGGAAGAAACAUAAGAAAAAACACAAAAGAAAAAGUUCGAAGUCCAGCAAAGACAGGGAGAGGGAUGCUUCAGUAUCAGUAGAAGUAAGUAGCACAACUGACAUUGAUGUAAAAGCUGAUGUUACAAAAAACCAAACUGAGCCUGUAGAAGAUGUGGUGGUCUCUUCUACACAAAAAGGUGCUCAAAAAGAGAGUUGCGAAGAAGGCGAGAUAUCAAGUGAUGAUUCUCAGAGUGCAAUUGAAAUUGAUCCAACAGACUUGAGACACAAGUUGAGGCGCUCGGCUCCCAGGGGCGACGACAAGUCGGCUGUGGACGUGUGCGGGCCCGCGCUGCCGCCACAUUUCGAGAAACGGUUCGAGCGAAGCGCCUCACCAAAUACAGAGGGUCCUGCUCUACCACCCCACCUUAUCAAGAAUUCAAAAAAUAUAGGACCUUCUAUACCUGAUGAUAUGCGCAAAGUACUAGCUGAGAGAGAAGUCGUUAAAUACGAAAGUUCAGAUGAAGAUAUUGGCAUUGGACCUUUACCUGCUGGAUCAGAGGAAAAAUGGUCAGACGCACACCGGCGACUCGAAGAGAGAGCAUUGGAUAUAAAAAUAAGAAAUUUAGAUGGCCAUUCCGAUACCAGUAAGAUGAAAUCCAGGGAGCAAUGGAUGUUGGAGCUGCCUGAGGGCAAAGCGAAGAUUAUCGGCUUGGAGGCACGUAGCUUCAGAGCUAAGGAGGGCCCUGACAUGUCGGACAGGUCGAGUUGGACAGACACUCCAGAAGAGAAAGCAAGAAAAGCAGCUGGACUUAUGAAAGAAGAAGAUGUGGAAAUGUCCUUAAAACAUGAAGCGAGGAUGCGCCACAUCGCUUCCAGGGACGACGAGCAAGAAGCAGCCGUCAAAAAACAUAAAAAGAAACACAAGAGAGAAGAAAGCCUCCUAGAUUUACAUCAAAAGAAAUUGAAAAAGAAGAGAAAGAAGGACGAGAAAGAAGACGGCAAAAAGGAGCGUCGUCCAUUCAGUCGAGACGUGGAUCUUCAAGUAAACCGUUUCGAUGAAGCCCAGAAGAAAUCCAUCAUUAAAAAAGCACAAGACUUGAACUGUAGGUUUUCCAGAGGAGAAGCUAAAUACUUAUAGAGGUACUGGGAGGGAAUAGUAGGUUUAUACCAGUUCGGUAUGUAAAUGUAAGGACUUGUUCUACAUAAUUUUGUCAUCAACAAACAGUGAUCUGAUCUACUGUUUGAUAUGUACAAUUUUUACAGAUUUUGUACAAGGCACUUGUAAGGAAAAUAAUUAGGUAGAACAAUAUAUUUUCAUACAAACUUACCAACAAAUUGUUACUUUUGAAAUAAUUUUUAAGUAGUUUUUGAUGAAUCCCUAAACUUUACAGCGGAUUGUUUCAUUGUUGUAAUUAAUAUGUUCUUUGUGCAAUAAAAUCCUGGAAUCUUCUAGCCGUUUACCAUUUAGGUGCUUCGAGAAUUGUUUUAAUUUAUAAAAUGUUAAAAUUUUAGCAGUCUCGUUAAUGACAUAACUAUUUUCAAUGGUACUCAUGCACCCUAGAUGCCCAGUCUUUCGACUCGUAAACUAAAGUAUAUUAAUUGUAUCUAAUAAUAAAUUAUGAAUAAUUUGUUUUCUGUGUGUUUGAUGUAGCACACGUCCUUUAUACAAAGCGGAAUGAAAUAAGUGAAUUAUAAUAUUAAGCUGAACAUUAUUUUAGUUAACUGAAUUUUACUGAGGUAUGAACUUUUAGUUUUAUGUCCGUUUAGAAAAAUACUGUGGUAAACGAUGUUUCUUCUGACGUAUGUUACGAUCGCGUACAUUGCAUAAUAUUAUUUUAGUGAAACACGGCUACGUGGACUUAAUGUAUUAGCACCGACGGGCUCAGGCCUUUGUUUAGCCCUCACAAGCACUCGCACAGCGGACGAAUGUCAGUUAAAUUAAAUGAAAUAAGAACAUUAAAUUCGUCGAAGUAUGUAAUGCUAUUGUAACAACAACUAUGUUAUACAGAAGUUUAGUAUACAUUUAAUGUCACAUUGUACAUGUUAAUGUAUGUCACAAAUACUUAUUGAUUGAGGUUUAUAUGAACAUUAUGUAUCUCUUUUUGCGCGGUCAAUGGUGACAAAAAUCCAAAAUGUUUAUAUUAAUGUAACACACCUGUUAUCUUUGGCAAUGCUACCAAACCAUUGUUUAACUCCCGAUGCAUUAUAAUAACAAAUAUACGUAAGUACGCAAGUUGGAUAUAUUCCGUUCUGCCAAUACAGUUUGUAUUUCAAAACAUUUUAUUUCCUUGAAAUAAAUUAUGCAACCAUUAGUUUUAGAAGAGUUAAUUAUUUGCUGUGAAUGAAGCAGUUCGUGUAGCUAUUUUCAAUUUCGAUAUUUGAUUCUCUUGUCACAUUGGCCGCAUAUCCUCCUUUUAUUUCGUAAUCAUUGUUUUAAAUUGUAUUUUAUGUAGGUAAUUAUUAUUACGUAAGUGGGUGUGCGACAAAUGAAAAUGAUUCUUCUGGUUCAACAAGAACAAUGUACAAAACUAAACAUACAUGGCAGAAACUAGUUGUAAAUAUACGAUUUUACCCCUAUUUUGUGUUUUAUUCUAAUUAGAGGCGGAACCUUCCGCGACUGUAGGACGACAUUACAGAAAUUGCGGAA